Molecule: messenger RNA, 987 nt
Organism: Notothenia coriiceps (black rockcod)
Lineage: Eukaryota; Metazoa; Chordata; Actinopteri; Perciformes; Nototheniidae
Product: dynamin-3-like
Exons: 8
Coding region: 1-987 (328 amino acids)
Biological process (GO): synaptic vesicle budding from presynaptic endocytic zone membrane; receptor internalization
Cellular component (GO): plasma membrane; synapse; cytoplasm
Molecular function (GO): GTP binding; microtubule binding; GTPase activity
Source: RefSeq, a predicted model, not a curated record
AUGAGGAGGAUGUUGUGUAACAUCCUCACUGCAACGGACUUCUUACCCAGAGGAUCUGGCAUCGUCACCCGUCGUCCGCUCAUCCUCCAGCUGGUUAACUCUAAAGUGGAGUAUGCAGAGUUCCUGCACUGUAAGGGCCGUAAGUUUGUGGACUUUGAUGAGGUCCGUCUGGAGAUUGAAGCAGAGACUGAGAGGGUCACUGGAUCCAACAAGGGCAUCUCCACCGUCCCCAUCAACCUCCGUGUCUACUCCCCUAAUGUGCUGAACCUGACCCUGAUCGAUCUGCCAGGGAUGACCAAGGUUGCCGUGGGAGACCAGCCUGUGGACAUCGAGCACCAGAUCAUGGAAAUGCUGAUGCAGUUCAUCACCAAGGACAGCUGUCUGAUCCUGGCUGUCACACCGGCCAACACUGACCUGGCCAACUCCGACGCCCUCAAGAUUUCCAAGGAGGUGGACCCUCAGGGUCUACGGACCAUCGGUGUGAUCACCAAGCUGGACCUGAUGGAUGAAGGGACGGAUGCACGAGACAUCCUGGAAAACAAACUACUGCCGCUCCGCAGAGGUUACAUCGGGGUGGUGAACCGCAGUCAGAAGGACAUUGAUGGAAAGAAAGACAUCCGCGCUGCUUUGGCUGCUGAGAGGAAGUUCUUCCUGUCCCACCCGGGGUACAGACACAUUGCAGAACGCAUGGGCACACCACACCUGCAGAAGACCCUCAAUCAGUUCAUAGCUGCUCGCUCGGUUGCGGUGGUUGCAGUGGCGAAAGUCGGGGCCAAAUACGCAGGAGAGUCCGGCGACGCAACGAGUCGGUGCGGUGUCCGCGACUUCUCAGGUGAUCGGCCAGUGAUCCUGGGGCCUUACUGUAAAGGCUCUAACACACGCAGGCGUCACGCAGAGAACCUCGCAGCGACGGAUGAUGUGCGCCGUGCUUCCCUGUGCUUGGCCAUGUGUCGCACUGGAGCACACGUCCUGUUAGAGAAGAGCUGA